GCAAGUUAGAGAGAUCCAUAUAAUGGGUUGGGUCCAGGAAACCUCCCUUCCAUGACAAAAACAUACAGCAAAUUCACACCCUUCUUCUUCUUCUUCUCCUUCUCUCUCUCUAUACUUCAAAUUCGCUGUCUUUCAGACUCCUCUGCCUCCACACUUCCAUCCCAAUUUAGUAUGACUAAGAUCUAGCAUGCAUUGCCAUUCCCAUGGCUUCCCCUCAUCAUUCCCAUAGCUUCAUGUUCCAAUCACGCCCCGCCGACCACCACGACUACGCCCCCACUGCUUCCUUCAACAACAUCCCCCUCUGCCCUCCUCACCUCUACUUCCACGAUGGGGUUGUCCCGUUGAUGAUGAAGAGAUCCAUGUCGUUUUCCGAAAACGGCUGCGAGGAAGUUAACGGAGACGAGGGGUUGUCGGACGACGGGUCGGCAUUGGGAGAGAAAAAGAAGCGGCUUAAUUUAGAGCAAGUGAAGGCUUUGGAGAAAAGCUUUGAGCUGGGAAAUAAGCUCGAGCCUGAGCGAAAAUUGCAGCUGGCUAAAGCUCUUGGGCUGCAGCCGAGACAGAUUGCUAUUUGGUUCCAAAACAGAAGAGCCAGGUGGAAGACCAAGCAAUUGGAGAGAGAUUAUGACGUGUUGAAGAAACAGUUUGAAGCUCUUAAAGCCGACAAUGAUGUCCUUCAAGCUCAAAAUACCAAACUCCAUGCACAGUUGCUAGCAUUAAAAACUAAAGACUCCGGCGAGGUAGCGGCGGGCGGCAGCGCCACCGUGAACUUAAAGAAAGAAAACGAACGCUGUUGGAGUAGUGACAAUAGUUGUGACAUCAACCUGGAGAUCUCAAGAACACAAGCACCAAUAACAAGUAACGGUAGCAGCGGCGGUAGAGGAUGUUCCCAACCUGGAAUCAAGGACCUGUUCCCGUCGGCAGCGUUCCGGUCCGCCGCCAUUACGCAGCUCCUGCAACACGGGUCUUCUAGAUCGACGGUCAAUCAUUCGCCCGUGAUUCAAGAAGAAAGCUUCACUCAAAUGUUCAAUGGAAUGGAAGCACAACCACAAACUACGGCAGCUGGGUUUUGGCCAUGGAGUUCAGAUCAAAAUUCCCAUUUUCAUUAAUGGAUCAUCACACAGUUUUUUUUUUUUUUUUUUUGGUUUUAUUACAAAACAGUUAAAUUUUUAUUGAAUUAGUUGGGUUGUAUUAUUACUAUUGGGGAUUUGGGAUUAAUUAAUGAUUGAGAUUGUAAUUAAAAUUAAAUGAUAGUUUUUUUUUUUUUUUUUUUGGUUUUAUUACAAAACAGUUAAAUUUUUAUUGAAUUAGUUGGGUUGUAUUAUUACUAUUGGGGAUUUGGGAUUAAUUAAUGAUUGAGAUUGUAAUUAAAAUUAAAUGAUAGUUUUUUUUUUUUUUUUUUUGGUUUUAUUACAAAACAGUUAAAUUUUUAUUGAAUUAGUUGGGUUGUAUUAUUACUAUUGGGGAUUUGGGAUUAAUUAAUGAUUGAGAUUGUAAUUAAAAUUAAAUGAUAGUUUUUUUUUUUUUUUUUUUGGUUUUAUUACAAAACAGUUAAAUUUUUAUUGAAUUAGUUGGGUUGUAUUAUUACUAUUGGGGAUUUGGGAUUAAUUAAUGAUUGAGAUUGUAAUUAAAAUUAAAUGAUAGUUUUUUUUUUUUUUUUUUUGGUUUUAUUACAAAACAGUUAAAUUUUUAUUGAAUUAGUUGGGUUGUAUUAUUACUAUUGGGGAUUUGGGAUUAAUUAAUGAUUGAGAUUGUAAUUAAAAUUAAAUGAUAGUUUUUUUUUUUUUUUUUUUGGUUUUAUUACAAAACAGUUAAAUUUUUAUUGAAUUAGUUGGGUUGUAUUAUUACUAUUGGGGAUUUGGGAUUAAUUAAUGAUUGAGAUUGUAAUUAAAAUUAAA
Cucurbita moschata (crookneck pumpkin) is the source of this 1895-nucleotide messenger RNA. RefSeq names its product homeobox-leucine zipper protein ATHB-20-like. Gene Ontology annotation, molecular function: sequence-specific DNA binding; DNA-binding transcription factor activity, RNA polymerase II-specific. The record is from RefSeq and is a predicted model, not a curated record. Gene Ontology annotation, biological process: positive regulation of DNA-templated transcription. Lineage: Eukaryota; Viridiplantae; Streptophyta; Magnoliopsida; Cucurbitales; Cucurbitaceae. Bases 204 to 1106 code for a protein of 300 amino acids. Gene Ontology annotation, cellular component: nucleus. The transcript has 3 exons.